Scheffersomyces coipomensis is the source of this 907-nucleotide messenger RNA. Its product is annotated as nucleotide diphosphatase. The coding region runs from base 162 to 803 and encodes 213 amino acids. Lineage: Eukaryota; Fungi; Ascomycota; Pichiomycetes; Serinales; Debaryomycetaceae. Gene Ontology annotation, molecular function: nucleoside triphosphate diphosphatase activity. The record is from RefSeq and is a predicted model, not a curated record. The transcript has a single exon.
CCCAUAUAUCAUAUAUAUCUAAUUACAUAUUGUGCGGCUCAGAUUGUUUUCCCAAUUAGGAAAUCACAUCCAUACCUCCCAAGCCUCUCCUUAUUUUCUUAAAAAUUUCCAUAAAUCAAACAGUAAAGAUCAUGAAGCAAUCAAUGAUACUUCAUUAAACUAUGUUCAACCAUCAAUUAUAUGAUAAAUUAAAUCAAUUCAAAUUCAUCCUUGGAUCAACGUCACCUCGUCGAUUAGAAAGCCUUCAACAAAAUUUAAAUAUUCAGCAUGAUCAAAUCCAUAUAAAGCCAUCUCAUUUUAAAGAAGACUUAAAUCAUGAUGAUUAUAACGAGAAUGAUUAUGUCAUAACUACCAGUUUACUUAAGGGGGAGUAUAUCCUAAAGGAAUUACAACAAGAAGAAAAACAAGAUAUGAUUAUCUUAACUUGUGAUACUAUCAUCAAAUGUAAUAAUGAGAUAUUUGAAAAACCAGAAACGAAACAGAAUCAACGAAUCAUGUUUGAUAAAUAUAAAGCUCAUCCUCAUAUUCAAGUGAUUUCUGCUACAACUAUCAUAAAAGUUCAUGAUUCAAGAGUCACAACCUAUCAAGAUACAGAAAUAACAGAUUUAACAUUCAAUACGGAAGAUAGCGAUGAUAUCAUCGAUGCAUAUAUAAAUUCAGAAGAAGGAUUGCAUGUAGCAGGAGGAUUCAAAUUCCAACAAUUAGGAAGUUUAUUAUUCUCUCUGAUUAAUGGUGAUUACUUUAAUAUCGUUGGGUUACCCGUUUUAAAAACAUUCAAGUUAUUAGAGAAAGCUCUUAAGUAAAGUUACAUACCCUUGUAUAUAUAUAAAUGGUCGGAUUGCAAAAUGUCGCGUAUGAAAAAUAUGAAAAUUGAAUUUUAUUUUAUGUGUAGAGACAUUUUUAUCCA